Sipha flava (yellow sugarcane aphid) is the source of this 2307-nucleotide messenger RNA. RefSeq names its product vigilin-like. Gene Ontology annotation, molecular function: mRNA binding. Bases 1 to 2307 code for a protein of 768 amino acids. The transcript has 14 exons. NCBI's taxonomy places the organism in Eukaryota, Metazoa, Arthropoda, Insecta, Hemiptera, Aphididae. The record is from RefSeq and is a predicted model, not a curated record. Gene Ontology annotation, cellular component: cytoplasm; nucleus.
AUGAUGAAGAAUUUGUCAAUGGUGUCUGGCCAACCUAGUUCAGGAGAUACUAAGAAUAAUGGCAAUAGCUACGAUCUUGUAUUUCCAGCUUUGCCAGUUCCGAAGACAUCGAAUACUAUUGGGACUGUACCAUUUAAAAAACGGAGUAAUGUUAAAUCUUCAACGGUGAACGAAAUAAUUACAAUACCUGCCCAAGAUAGAAAUUGGGACAGAAAUAGUCAAUUAGAACAAGAAAAAUGUAAGGAAGUAUACAUAAAAAUUGGGAAAGAGUAUAAUGUAGGAAUGGAGAUUUUUAUUUCAAAAACUAUGGACCUGACUUUACUAAUCAGCGGCAAUAGAGUUAAUGUUGAACGAACAAAACAAAAGAUUAUCGCAUGCGACCAAACUCAAAUUAAAACUACUACUACACAGUUUCCAAAAGAACAUCGAAAUAAGUUAUUGGGCAAACAAGGACUUAAUCUUAAAAGUAUCGAAAAACGUACAGGAGCAUGUGUUCAAAUACCGUGUAUGAAAAAUUCGUCUGACAUAAUUUAUAUAACUGGCACAAAGGAUUCCACGAAAAAAGUAGUUCAAAAUGGUUGGAAUGAACAGGUUGGAGAAAAAUUGGCAAAACAGAUAAUGUCUAUUUUUGAAAUGAAGGAAAUUAUAUUUAAGUUGAAAAGUAAAAUUGAAAAAGAAAUAACAAUUGAUCAACGUCAUCACGGAGCGAUAAUUGGAGUUAAGGGUGAAAAAGUUCGAGAACUUCAGAAAAUAUUUAAUGUUCAAAUUCUAUUCCCCAGUCCAGUCGAGGCUAGAAAUAAUUUAGUUAAAAUACGAGGUUUGAAAGAUGAUGUAAGUAAAGCAUUUAAAUCAUUAGCUGAAUUGGCCGAAGUAUUGGAUGAAACUAACUAUGUGUUAGAAAUUCCUAUUUUUAAACAAUUUCACAAAUUUAGUGCUGGAAAGAGAGCAGUAUUUAUUAAAAAGAUUAGAGAAGAGACUGAUACAAGAAUUUUUUUACCACGUGAAGGAGACAAUAGUGAUGUUAUUAAAGUCAUGGGAAGUAAAAGAAAAGUUUUAAUCGCUUAUGAUAUGAUUAAAGAAAUACAAAAUGAAAUAGGAGAUAUAAUAACAAAGGAAAUGGUGUUGAGAAAUGUUCAAGUUAGAAAUGCCAUUGUAAAUCUUGGGAAUAAAUUCAUUCAAUCUAUAAAAGAAGAUUGUGGUAGUAAUGUGACAUUGAAUUUACCAACUGUUAAAGGAGAUAAUACUAUAGUUAUCAAAGGACCUGAAGAUGAUGUUAAAAAUGUUAUUACACAAAUUCAGACAAUGGUUGACGAAGUUCAUAAAUAUGUGUAUGAUUUAAAAGUAAAUCCGAAGUUUCAUAAAUAUUUAAUUGGAACAAAUGGAGUCAAUGUUAAAAAGAUCAGAUAUUUAACGAAUACAAGAAUAAUUUUCCCGCCUGAAACUGAUUCCACUAAUGAAAAUAUAAUUAUUGUUGGUAAAAAAGAGAAUGUUAAUAAAGCAAAAGCAAAAUUUGAAGUUAUGAUAACCGAUAUUGGUAAUGUCAUCGAAGAACAUGUUGAAAUCAAUAAAAAAUAUCAUGACACUUUAGUGGUCAAUCAAAAAGAAUGUUUACACAAAUUGGAAAAAGAAUGUGGCGAUAUUAAAAUUGAAUUUCCUAAUCUUUGUGCUGGAGAUAGAGUUGUGAUCAGUGAUAGCAAAGCAGAUGCUACCCUUUCUAAACAAAAACUUUUAGACUAUGCUAAAGUUUUGGAAAAUACUAUUCGAGUUGUAGUAAAUGUUGAUCCAAAGCAUAAGCGUGCACACGGGUAUCAUAAUUACUUUGUUGCAAGACGUGGUGAAAUUAUCAAUCGAAUUAUUAAUGAUUGUAAUGUGUCUAUAACAUUUCCGAAAAUAGCUUAUAGUAAUAGUGCUAUCAUCAUAAAAGGUGACAAAAUAAAUGUUGUAGAGGCGAAACAUAAGAUUGAAGAAAUUGUUAAAGACUUGGAAAACAUAAUUGAAGUCACUAUGAACGUUCCUCCAAAAUAUCAUCAUCAUUUUGUUGCCUACCACGCUGAAGUAAUAAACCAGAUAUGUGGGAAACAUAAUGAAGUUACUGUUACAUUUCCACAAGUUAAUUUCAAUUCUAGUAAAGUUUUGAUUAAAGGGCACAAGGAUUGUGUUGAAAAAGUCAAAAAUGAAAUCGAUAAUAUUAUUAUUGACUUGCGGCGUAGCAGUUGUGCAGUAGGUACGACGCACCAAGGCCUUCGUGAUUUGAGGCCCUCAAUUCAAAAGAAAAUUGAUAUGAACAAAAAUAGAAGCUUGCAUUAA